AUGGAGUGUUGGAGUUCGGUUGAUGUGGUGGUUGGGGAGAUAAUGAGGAUUCAUAGAUCUUUGCCGGAUAGACCUGGGAUUGAUGAAGUUGAAGCGGCGAAAGGUUUGGUUGUGAAUGUUGAGAAAGAUGACCAGAUUAAGUUGGAAUCUAUAGAGAAACAAAGGAAAGGAAAUGAUGUGUCGGAUGAGCUUUUCAUGAUUUUGUUAGAGAUGCAGAGGAAUUAUGUGUUUUUUCAGAGUAAUGAACAGAAGAGGGAAGCUUUGAAGCUUCUUGAUCUUGAGAAUGUUCAUUCACUGUUUGAUGAAUUGAUUCAGAGAGCUUCUGAUUGUGUUUCGUCUCCAAGUGGUUCAAGUGGUUCUACUGCCGCUUUGAAUUCUAGGAGAAUUGCUUAUCCUAAUGGUUCUGCUUCCGCGGUUUCGACAAGUUUAUCGAAGAAUUUGACUUCUGGUUCUGGUUCUUCUGAAAAGCAGGUACCUUCAAUUGCUGCUUCUUCUGCUUUGGUUCAUGUGGAGAGAGAAGUUUCUGCAAAGGCUUCUGAAUUGUUCACAAGAGAUGAUAGUUAUGUGAGCAAGUCCAAGUCUAUAUUCUAUCCCAACGGGUAUGGGAUUGAACCAAAUUUUGCAUCCAAACCCCAAAUAAUGGAUUCAUCGUUGAAAUCCACAACUGCUGCAGGUCAAGAUGGUGAUAAGUUGAGUUUGAUCAAACUUGCUGGCAUAAUUGAGGUUUCUGCGAAGAAAGGAACUCGAGAUCUCAUGCUCCAGGGAAAGCUGAUGGACCAAGUUGACUGGCUACCUGAUUCAAUAGGAAAGUUAUCUAGUUUGGUUACCCUUGAUUUAUCAGAGAAUAGGAUUGUGGCUAUACCUUCAACAAUUGGAGGCCUUUCAUCAUUGACGAAAUUGGACUUGCAUUCCAAUAGGAUCACAGAGAUUCCUGAUUCUGUUGGAAAUCUCUUAAGUCUGGUAUAUCUAAAUCUGAGGGGAAACCAGUUAACAACCUUACCUGCUUCUUUGAGCAGAUUGAUACGUCUCGAGGAGCUUGAUUUGAGUUCAAAUCUAAUUUCAGUGCUUCCUGACACUAUUGGGUCACUUGUUAACCUUAGAGUGUUGAAUGUGGAAACUAAUGAUAUAGAUGAAAUUCCACAUUCUAUUGGUAAUUGUUCUUCUCUUAGAGAGCUUCACGCUGACUAUAAUCGGCUUAAAGCCCUACCAGAAGCUGUAGGGAAGAUUGAGAGUUUAGAGAUUUUGUCUGUGCGGUACAACAACGUCAAACAACUACCAACAACAAUGUCAUCGAUGAUAAACCUGAAGGAACUUAAUGUGAGUUUCAACGAACUUGAGUCCGUUCCUGAGAGCUUAUGUUUCGCGACCUCCCUUGUCAAGAUGAACAUAGGAAACAACUUUGCUGACAUGAGAUACUUACCAAGAUCAAUUGGGAACCUCGAAAUGCUCGAAGAGUUGGAUAUCAGCAAUAAUCAGAUACGGGUUCUUCCCGAUUCAUUUAGGAUGCUUACAAAACUACGUAUCUUGCGAGUUGAAGAAAAUCCUCUUGAGGUUCCACCAAGAGAAAUAGCCGAGAAAGGAGCACAGGCUGUUGUUCAGUACAUGGCUGAUUUUGUGGAGAAGAGGGAAAAGAAAGAUGUUAAACCACUACCAAUUAAGCAGAAAAAGACCUGGGCUCAGAUCUGCUUCUUUUCAAGGUCUAACAAAAGAAAGCGCGAUGGAGUUGAUUAUGUGAAAGCUUGA
Molecule: messenger RNA, 1743 nt
Organism: Lathyrus sativus (Indian pea)
Lineage: Eukaryota; Viridiplantae; Streptophyta; Magnoliopsida; Fabales; Fabaceae
Source: the annotation of a GenBank genome assembly